AUGUCCUGCUACGACCUGUGCUCCGUCAGCGGCAUCAUGCGCCCCCAGCCCCUGGCUGACAGUGGGAACGAGCCCUGUGUGCGGCAGUGCCCUGACUCCACCACCGUCAUCCAGCCACCCCCUGUGGUGGUCACCUUCCCUGGCCCCAUCCUCAGCUCCUUCCCCCAGGAAUCCGUGGGGGGAUCUGUUGGAGCUCCUCUUGUUGGGGGCUCUGGGAGCCUCCUGGGCUAUGGAGGUUACGGCUCCCUGGGCUAUGGGAGCUCCUCCCUGGGCUAUGGG
This is a messenger RNA of Acanthisitta chloris (rifleman), 279 nucleotides long. RefSeq names its product scale keratin-like. The transcript has a single exon. Gene Ontology annotation, molecular function: structural constituent of cytoskeleton. The annotation marks the transcript as partial. Gene Ontology annotation, cellular component: intermediate filament. The record is from RefSeq and is a predicted model, not a curated record. NCBI's taxonomy places the organism in Eukaryota, Metazoa, Chordata, Aves, Passeriformes, Acanthisittidae.